CUACAAUUGGGUGUCCGUGUCAGGCGAGUGGGUACACGUGCUGGUACUCUCACUCUCACUCUCACUCUCCGACUCUGUUUCCGACGAUGAUCGGCGGAGAGAAACUCCACCAGGUCUAAAAAUUAUCCUCUGUUGCUCUCCUUUGCUAAAGCACAGUGUUCUUCUCGCCGACAGUUUCUCGAGAAACGAUCACCGGCGUUGCAAAUGUAGUCAUGCAUUUUUCAAGCAACAGAAAGAUAUUAGCUGCUGAAAAUUCACCAAUGAUGAAUAACUCAUCUCAGAACAAUUCAUUUCCCCAUGGAAGGCAAGGAGUGCAAAAUGGAGCUGUAGCUUUAGCUGCCCACCAAGCCAAGCAAGACAGGCAGGAUGCUUUACGGGAGACGGGUUUGGAAGUGAAACAGCAUGAAGAUAAUAUCAAGUUCUUAAAAUCAAAGAUGAACAUGCUGGAUGAUUCAAUUGUAGAUCAUCAAGUUGCAUUAGGAAAAUAUCAUUCAGCAAGUGUACCUACCAUGGUAACCAAUGACCUUUCUCAUCCACGUUGCCAAGAGAAGAUGUUUGAACGUAUAUUAAGGCAUGAGAGAUCUGCUGCCGCCAUUGUGUGCCAACUGAAAGCCCUCGAGGGAACUCAGACUUAUAAUCGCCCACUAUCAAGUGAUGUGCUUGGUAUUGUAGCUACACUGGGAACUGUUGCUGAUGAUAACCUCAGCUGGAUUCUCUCUGAUUACCUGGGGUCAGAGACCAUGUUAGCAGUUGUUUGCAAGACCUAUGAUGGUAUUAAAGAACUGGAAAAAUACAACCAUGAUGGCUUCAUAAAUAAAAGUUCUGGUCUUCAUGGUCUUGGAACAUCUACUGGGAUGCCUCUGGAUGGAAGGUUUCUUGCUAUCUGCCUUGAGAGCCUAAGUCCAUAUGCUGGCAAUUUCAUAGUUGAUGACCCUGAAAAGAGGCUUGAUCUUCAAAAGCCAAGAUUACCUAGUGGGGAAACGCCACCUGGUUUUCUUGGGUUUGCUGUAAAUAUGAUUGAUGUUGAUGGCAAAAAUUUGUACUGUGUUACAAGCAGUGGUUGUGGCCUAAGAGAGACUCUCUUCUAUAGUCUCUUUUCAAGCUUGCAAGUGUACAAAACAAGGACGGAGAUGCUAAUGGCUAUGCCUUGUAUAAGCAAUGGAGCCGUUUCUUUGGAUGGUGGAAUGAUAAAAAGCACUGGCAUCUAUUCCCUGGGCAAUAGGGAAGUAGAUGUGGAAUUUCCAAAAACCAUGGGAACUUGGAAGCUGCCUGAGACCUAUGUUGGCAUUGAAACCAGACUAAAAGAGAUGAGAUGGAUGAAAGAAAGAACCUCGGAAGAAUUGCACAGAGAACAAGCAUUGUUGGAGCAUGCCAGGCACAACUUUGAAAAAAAGAAGCAAGCAUUUCUCAAAAACCUUGUGGCGUGCUCAUCCUACACAAAUCAGAAGUUUGGGAAGUUACGUGAAAUGAGUCUCAAAGAUUAUGAAAUACUUAUCAACGACUCCGAAUUGAGGGCAAAAGAAUAUAAAAUCCUUAUGAAGGAGACUUCGACAAUGACGGUGGAGCAGCGUAAUGUUCAUCUCUUUCUAUGUAACAAGAUUAGGAAGUAUUGGGGAGUGUAGUAUUCAUUAUAAAUUAUUAUAAUAAUUAAUAAAUUUAUGUGGAGUAUGUAGAGCAUAUAGACAUUCACAUACAAUGGUGAGAGAGUGUAUUGGGGAUGUAUUGAAUAUUGAUCAUUGAGGUGGAAAAUACUAUGUGGAUUCUUAUUGUC
Molecule: messenger RNA, 1771 nt
Organism: Ipomoea triloba (trilobed morning glory)
Lineage: Eukaryota; Viridiplantae; Streptophyta; Magnoliopsida; Solanales; Convolvulaceae
Product: protein DEFECTIVE IN MERISTEM SILENCING 3-like
Exons: 8
Coding region: 213-1622 (469 amino acids)
Source: RefSeq, a predicted model, not a curated record